GGUGCACCUACCAUAGAACUGAAACGUUACCGAACGAGACAGUGAACUGCCCUGAUGGUUGCUGUACGGUGGCACCUCUUUCAGUAGUUAGCUAUUUCCACAAGUUCGUACGCAUCUGAAUACUCCCAUAGAGCAUCCACGGUACGAUUUACCAAUAAUAUAAUUGUCCCCUCGGUGUUGGCACAGUUCAACGGAUUGGUAGAUCAAGGAUUAUGAUGGAAAACUCCCCUUCCCCGCUACCCGAGAGAGCCAUUUACGGAUUUGUCCUCUUCCUCGGUUCUCAGUUUGGUUUUUUCUUGUAUUUAGUGUGGGCAUAUGUUCCAGAAUCUUGGCUGCAUUCAAUUGGGCUGACCUACUGGCCUCAAAAGUACUGGGCACUUGCUGUGCCGAUCUAUCUCCUGGUAGCCAUAACCAUGUGCUUCAUCCUUCUAUUCGGUGUGAAUAUGAUGAACACCGCUCCCCUCUGCUCUGUGGACACAGUUACAGAUGGUUAUGCCCGAAGCCAGCAGGCGGAAAACUCUCAAAAGGAGGCGAUACCCAGGUUAAAAGACAUCUCCAUUAGUGAAGUGAACAGAAUUUUUUAUCUCUCACCUCAAGAAUAUCAUUAAACAAAAAAGUUAAUGCAGUGGACUUUUCUCAACCCAA
Anguilla rostrata (American eel) is the source of this 645-nucleotide messenger RNA. It is a transcript of the gene pigp, whose product is annotated as phosphatidylinositol glycan anchor biosynthesis, class P. The transcript has 5 exons. Lineage: Eukaryota; Metazoa; Chordata; Actinopteri; Anguilliformes; Anguillidae. Gene Ontology annotation, cellular component: membrane; endoplasmic reticulum. The record is from RefSeq and is a predicted model, not a curated record. Gene Ontology annotation, molecular function: electron transfer activity; phosphatidylinositol N-acetylglucosaminyltransferase activity. Bases 213 to 608 code for a protein of 131 amino acids. Gene Ontology annotation, biological process: GPI anchor biosynthetic process.